Messenger RNA from Aedes albopictus (Asian tiger mosquito), 1956 nucleotides. RefSeq names its product protein Lilipod (gene lili). Gene Ontology annotation, cellular component: plasma membrane. Gene Ontology annotation, biological process: signal transduction. The transcript is spliced from 12 exons. Lineage: Eukaryota; Metazoa; Arthropoda; Insecta; Diptera; Culicidae. Gene Ontology annotation, molecular function: transmembrane signaling receptor activity. The record is from RefSeq and is a predicted model, not a curated record. Bases 1 to 1827 code for a protein of 608 amino acids.
AUGCCACCGAAGUCACUGAAGGAGAACAAUAGUUUACUCGCUGCCAGCGGAUCCAGCGAAUCGGUGUUGCCAGUUUCACAGAAUUCACCACAACAACUCCCACCCGUGAAACUGAUUUUCCUGCUACUUUUUCUAUUGCUAUAUCUUGGUAGUUUUGCAUUGAUAGGUCGCUUCAGACGUCGCGACCGAGAGGAUUUAUUCUCCACUGACGACGAUGAGAUUACCGUAUAUAGGAUUAGUUUAUGGUUGUGCACAUUUUCAUUGGCAGUGGCAGUGGGUGCAGCGCUGCUCCUCCCAAUAUCGAUCGCCAGCAACGAGGUACUGAUACUGUACCCCAACAGUUACUACGUGAAGUGGCUCAACAGUUCGCUGAUUCAAGGUCUAUGGAAUCACGUGUUCCUGUUCUCCAACUUGGCCCUGUUUGUGUUGCUUCCGUUUUCCUACCUAUUUACCGAGUCCUCCGGCUUCAGCGGCCACAAGAAGGGCCUGAUGGCACGGGUCUACGAGACAUUCACCGUGUUCUCGCUGCUGGCGUUCAUCGUGUUUGGCAUGACAUAUGUCAUCUCGGCGCUACGCGAUCCCGAACGGAACACCUUCCAGGCGCUGUUCAACCUGGGAAAAUAUCAUCUGCCAUUUCUAUACUCAUGUGUAUCAUUUUUAGGAGUACUUUUAUUGUUAGUUUGUACCCCCAUGGGCUUCGUAAGACUGUUCGGCGUCGUCGGCCAGGUGCUGGUCAAGCCGAACUUGCUUCGUGACGUCAACGAAGAAUUCCACGCCUUCAAUCUCGAGGAGGCAACCGUGCGACGAAAGUUGGCAAACGCCAACAUAAACAUCGAGCUGAAAAGCGUAACGACGGUCGACUCGGCACCGUCCAAGCUGUGCGCAGACCUGGAGGAUUUGUAUCAAAUCCGACCAACGAACGGCGGCGGCGGCGCCGUCAGCGAGUCCGCCAAACUUUUCGAAAGACUGAGAGAGCUUGAGGCUGAACGAAAACUAUUAGAUAAGCAACGCAGUUCGUCAGCGUUGCAGAGAAAUCUUGUCUAUCCGGUAGCAAUGUUGCUAUUGCUUCUACUGACCGGAAUCACCGUAUUGCUGGUGGUGCAGAAUACGUUGGAACUGCUGAUUGGAAUCAAAGCCGUUCCACUCAGCACUCGGCAAUUCACUCUGGGAAUCACUUCCCUCUCGAAGCUGGGCCCACUGGGGGCUGCCCUGGAGGUGUGCAUCAUCAUGUAUCUGGGGGUAACCUCGGCGGUUGGGCUCUACACGAUGCCAUUCAUGCGAAACGUUCGCCCUCAGCGGCGAAAGACGUCCCUCUGCCAGUUGAUUGCCAACUGUGCGCUAGUGUUGAUUCUCAGUUCGGCUCUGCCGUUGCUUUCGCGAAUUCUUGGAAUCACCAACUUCGAUCUGCUGGGCGACUUCGGCGAAAUCGAGUGGCUCGGCAACUUUAUGAUCGUGCUGCUGUACAACGUGAUCUUCGGCACGGCGGCCACGCUCUGUUUGGUCAACAAGUUUACGGCCACCGUGCGGCGGGAGCUGUGCGCACGAUUGAAGGCCUUGUUCGACUACGGUGGCCAUCUGGAGUCCAGCCUUCAGCAAAGUUCUCUGCCUCAUCUGGUGACGACGGCGUACGGUCACCAGUUGCAUCAAGCAUCACCGCAAGUUGAAACCAGCGGACCAUCGACGGGCCAGCGCCAUCACGUAGUUUUAGAGUCAGGUGACAUGGUCGUUACGCAGCGACCGAAUCCGACGGAAGACAUUGCUGGUGUUCCCUGUGAACCAAGCCGCCAUACGAUCCCCAACGGGUCGGAAGAUAAGAAAGCCAUCUAAGUUUUUGGACAAGCACUACUAUAGAAUCUUAACCGAGUGUGAUAACAGCAUUUUUCACCAUCAACGCAACAAGAUAAAUUCUGUCAGUAUCAGUAUUUUACCAGGAUGUGAAUAACUACUCAAUGCUCA